Molecule: messenger RNA, 960 nt
Organism: Prunus armeniaca (apricot)
Lineage: Eukaryota; Viridiplantae; Streptophyta; Magnoliopsida; Rosales; Rosaceae
Source: the annotation of a GenBank genome assembly
AUGGAGAGGUAUGAGAUUGUGAAGGAUAUUGGGACUGGGAAUUUUGGGGUGGCCAGGCUGGUCAGAGACAAGUUCACAAAAGAACUCUUUGCUGUCAAGUUCGUUGAAAGAGGCCAGAAGAUAGCUGAACAUGUCCUGAGGGAAAUCAUGAACCACAGAUCAUUGAAGCAUCCCAAUAUUGUUCGAUUCAAAGAGGUCCUGCUGACACCAACUCAUCUAGCCAUCGUAAUGGAGUAUGCGGAGGGGGGAGAACUCUUUGAGAGAAUACACAGUGCUGGUAGAUUUAGUGAGGAUGAGGCAAGGUAUUUCUUCCAGCAAUUGAUAUCAGGAGUUAGUUAUUGUCAUUCAAUGCACAUCUGUCAUAGGGACCUUAAGCUUGAAAAUACACUCUUAGAUGGCAGCACAGCACCCCUUGUGAAAAUAUGCGAUUUCGGACACUCAAAGUCAGUACUGCAUUCUCAGCCAAAAUCUGCUGUAGGAACACCAGCUUAUAUUGCACCUGAGGUCCUAUCUAAAAGCAAUUAUGAUGGAAAGAUUUCAGAUGUUUGGUCUUGCGGAGUCACCUUAUAUGUGAUGAUUGUUGGAUCAUACCCCUUUGAAGAUCCUGAAGAACCUAUAAACUUCAAAAAAACAAUUGAGCGGAUCCUUAGUGUACACUACUCAAUUCCUGAUUUUAUCCGAGUUUCCCAGGAAUGCAGACAUCUCUUGUCUCUUAUAUUCGUAGCAAACCCCGAAAAGAGAAUAACAGUCCCAGAAAUUGAAAGCCACCCUUGGUUCGUAAAGAACUUACCUAUCGAACUUAUGGAAAGAGUCGGAAGCUGGCAGUGCAAAGAUGCAAAUAAUCCAUCCCAAAGCGUUGAAGAAGUUCUAUCAAUAAUACAACAGGCACGAAAUCCUUCAGAAGAGGCCCCAAAUGCUGCUGGUAUGCCUCUCAUGGGAAGCAAAAGCAUGGAUCUUUGA